Messenger RNA from Helianthus annuus (common sunflower), 1467 nucleotides. RefSeq lists its product as uncharacterized. Lineage: Eukaryota; Viridiplantae; Streptophyta; Magnoliopsida; Asterales; Asteraceae. The record is from RefSeq and is a predicted model, not a curated record. Bases 1 to 1467 code for a protein of 488 amino acids. The transcript has a single exon.
AUGGAACUGUUGAAACAGAUAAAGCAAGGAUUCUGCAAUUAUUCGAGCUAUCAAGGAGAUCAAGAUAACUACGACAACAAUUGGCAGACUCAAAAGAAUGAGCAAGCGGGUCAGCAUGUGUCGGAUGAUAACUCCAUCAAUGAAAAGUUUGACACGAUCAUGGAGUUUUUGAAAGAUAUUCAGAAAAGCAACGAGGUUCGAGAUCGGGAGGUUAAGGCAUUGUCACAGCAGGUUGGACAAUUAGCUGAAGAAGUGGCUAUCAUCAGAAAAAAUCAAGAUAAGCUUCUUAGUGAUUGUCAGAAAAAUCCAGCUCACAAUUCUUCUCAUAGUAGUGUCCACAUAAAUGAGGUAAGUACUUCUUCUCUUUCUAAAAAUUCUACUGUUGAAACUCAGUCACCACAACAUGUUGAGGGUAUGGUAGAGGAUGUGACUGAGUCUGAGGAUGAGAGUGAACGUGAUCAGGAAAUUAGGAGUUCCAUAAAAUCUAGACAUGGUUUAAAUAAAACAUUUUCUGAUAGUGAUAAUGGGAAUGUAAAGGUUCCAUUCCCCUUGGCUUUACUUGCACCCAAAAAUUUAAAUAAACGGAAAUCAUCGAAGGGUGAAAGUUGGGAAAGUUUUGAAAAGGUAAAAAUAAAUAAACCGUUACUUGAAAAAAUUAAAGAAAGUCCUGAUCACGUUGAAUUCUUUGAAGAGUUGAGUACCCGAAAACGACGUCACAAGUUGCCUAAACAACUUGAUACAGUUCAUGUGAAUGCCGUUUUGAUGGGUACCCUUCCCCCGAAACUCCAAGAUCCAGGAGCACCUAUUAUUUCGAUACAAAUAGGUGAUUUUAAAUUGGAUAGGGCGUUGUUGGAUCUUGGAGCAUGUGUGAAUAUAUUACCGGGGAGUUUAUAUGAUCAGUAUGAUUUUGGGCCAUUGCAAAAAGUUGAAACCAUAGUGGUGUUGGCUGAUCAAACUCCUACGUGUCCUAGGGGGAUUGUAAAAGAUGUGAUUGUGAAAGUGGGUGAGUUUUAUUAUCCUGUCGAUUUCUUGGUGCUUGACUGUGUUAAAAAUAACCAACCAAUUGUUAUAUUGGGUAGACCGUUCCUAGCUACGGCUCAUGCUGUCAUUCAUUGUGUUGAGGGAACGGUCAGGUUUAGGUUUGGGGAUCAAAAAUCGAUUUUUAAAGUAUUUUCAAACUCAACCAAACCUGUUGCUAACAACUGUGAACCUUCUGAAAAGAAGGGUCGUGUGGAAGAAAAAGAAUGUUUCAUGAUUGACAGGUUGGUAAAGGUUAAGAAAAAGAAGAAGAAACCGAGGAGGAAGAGGAGAAAGAAAGGAAAUAAAUUACAGAAGAUGGAUGGAGAAGAAGAAAAGUGUGAGUUGAAUAGCUUCUGGUUGUUGAACAAGUUGGAUGGUGUUUCAAAGUUGUGGAUGAAUAGAUUGAUGAAAAUGAGAGAUUACAAACACCCUACACGCCCACCAUGA